AUGGCUAGUAGGUGGCUGAGAGCCACUGGCAUCCCUCAGGUCCAAGUAACCCUUUUCCGAUUUUUCUCCCUUCUAGGCUACCCGUUGGCUCUCUUUUAUCGGCAUUACCUUUUCUACAAAGACAGCUACCUCAUCCACCUCUUCCAUGCUUUGACAGGCCUCUCCAUUGCCUAUUUCAACUUUGGCCACCAGUUCUACCACUCCUUGCUGUGUGUCCUGCUUCAGUUCCUCAUCCUGCGACUCAUGGGCCGCACCAUCACCGCGGUUCUCACUACCUUUUGCUUCCAGAUGGCCUACCUUCUUGCUGGCUAUUACUACACAGCCACGGGGGACUACGAUAUCAAGUGGACAAUGCCACAUUGUGUCCUGACGCUGAAGCUCAUUGGUCUGUCUAUUGACUACUAUGAUGGAGGCAAAGACAGGAAUUCCCUGUCCUCUGAGCAACAGAAAUAUGCCAUACGGGGUGUCCCUUCCCUGCUGGAAGUUGCUGGCUUCUCCUACUUCUAUGGAGCCUUCUUGGUAGGGCCCCAGUUCUCAAUGAACCACUACAUGAAGCUGGUGCAGGGGCAGCUGACGGACAUGCCAGGGAAGAUACCAAACAGCACCAUACCUGCUCUCAAGCGCCUGAGUCUGGGCCUCAUCUACCUGGUGGGCUACACCCUGCUGAGCCCCCACAUCACAGAUGACUAUCUUCUCACUGAAGACUAUGAUCACCGCCCUUUCUGGUUCCGCUGCAUGUAUAUGCUGGUCUGGGGCAAAUUUGUGCUGUACAAGUACGUCACCUGUUGGCUGGUCACAGAAGGAGUGUGCAUCUUGUCGGGGCUGGGCUUUAAUGGCUUUGAAGAGAACGGGAAAGCAAAAUGGGACGCCUGUGCCAACAUGAAGGUGUGGCUCUUUGAAACAACUCCUCGCUUCAAUGGCACCAUCGCCUCCUUCAACACCAACACCAAUGCCUGGGUCGCCCGUUACAUCUUCAAACGCCUCAAGUUUCUUGGAAAUAAAGAACUCUCACAGGGUCUCUCCUUGCUGUUCUUGGCUCUCUGGCACGGCCUACACUCGGGAUACCUGAUUUGCUUCCAGAUGGAGUUCCUCAUAGUUAUUGUGGAAAAGCAGGCCGCCAGCCUCAUUCGGGAGAGCCCCACCCUGAGCAGCCUGGCUUCCAUCACUGCCCUGCAGCCCGUCUACUACUUGGUGCAACAGACCAUCCACUGGCUUUUCAUGGGUUACUCCAUGACGGCCUUCUGUCUCUUCACGUGGGACAAAUGGCUUAAGGUGUACAGAUCCAUCUACUUCCUUGGACACACCUUCUUCUUGACCCUCCUGCUCAUACUGCCUUACGUUCACAGAGCAAUGGUGCCAAGGAAAGAGAAGUUGAAGAAAAGGGAAUAGUGCAUUUCCCUGGUGGCCGAGAGCUGGACUGGUGCAGAAACUACUUGUCUCCCUUCUCACAGCACUCCUCACCCCAGAGCAGAUGUCAGGAGCUGUGCCCUCCCAGCUGUGCCUCUGCUACAGCCAAGUCUUCACCGGGCCAAAGGGGAAGCUCUUGUGGGAGGAGCAGAGGGGCUGCACCCCCUUUGGACUCCCCCAUGCACGUUGCCUUAUCUCUUCCCUCUAGCCAGGAACUUGUUGUGUUUCUCCUCUGCCAAUCUACUACGAUUGUCUAUGUGCCGAUACCGCCGCCCCCCCAUGGGGGGAGGGAGGGUACAAGGCCCUGCCUGCUCCACUUUUUCUACCUUGGAACUAUACCAGAUAAAGUCACUUCUGUUGUUCAGUUUUUUUCACUGCUAGCAUCCUGACUGCUUUCUUUCAUACGUGUUCUCUGUGCUUGCUGAAGCUGAGGUCCUCAGGGUGUCUCUUUGAGAACACAAGAACCUAGGAAAUCAGGAACUCCUUUCAAAGUCCGGAACACCAGACACCAAGGGGGACAGUUUACACUACCAUGUACUGCUGAGUUUAAGAACCCUCAAAACAAUCAGGUUUGCAAAAAAGAAAAAAGCACAGUCUUUAUAGUUAAAACAAAAAACAAACAGUCUUGGCUCCCAGCUCUGCCAUCUUGGUACAGAAGAUUAUCUUCCAACAAACACCUUAGGAGUCAACAGACAAUGCCAAGAGUCCUGUCUGAGAACUACGCUCCGCUGUUCUCAAACGACGCCCCAGGCUUCUUCAAAGGCUGUGGUAAGUUUGGCACAGGUGAGGGCGGCGGACAGUGGAUAGUUGCUGAUGGACACCAUCUUCUCUGUGUACUCCACACUGACCUGAGGAGAGAAGAGGCUGGUCAGGCAACUCUUACCCUAUAGUAAGUUCAGACUGAGGGCAGAGCUCACGAAUGAACUAUCGUCUCCACAGCAGUACCAUUCAAACUUCGACAGAAACUGGAGGCUUUAGCUGUAUCUGUUAGAGACGUGCCAGAUCCUCAGAGAGCACAUGCUGGAUCGGGAAUGCAGCUGCCAUGUGUUUUCUAGCUCUGUUCAUACCCUGUACUUCCUGAUUGGUGAGGACAAGGAGUUUUAAUAUGCUAACUGCUCAUGGAAUCCAGCACUGAGUUUCAGCUCCAUGAAGAACCUAAGGACUGAGCCCAGACUGUACCUUGCCAUGGGCAAAGGCUCCCACCACGAAAACAAUUGGGUCACUACUGGGCACCAGCUCUCGUACAUCACUGACGUCUGACAUGGAAAAGGAAGUGCCAAUUUUCAUACAGCCAACUGGGAAGUGGUCAGACACUGGAUUCUUAAUUACCUAAAGAGAAAAAGCAAAGUCAGCCCCAGAAACAGCCAGCUCCAGAACCUACCAACAGGUUUCCCCAGCUUACCUUCAAAAGCUUCUGAGGGCCAUCAGCUGCUCGGACACUGAGUUUGUGUAAAAGCUGAACUAGGAAGGAAAAAAAAAAAAAACAAGUUCAGGAGUGGGAAGAAACCGCAUUCUUCUGCCCAGUGAUCUGUGCAGAACCCUCGGGGAAACUGAGCUGAUGUCCUUUCCAUCCACACUGUAGCCUAAGAUGACCAGCUCACAUGGCUUUAUCCCUCCCACAGAAACCUGAGAAGAGGGGAGCUGAAUUUCCAUGGGUGUAGAAAAAUGCCAGGGGCCUAUCCUGGCAGUAGCCCCCACUGCUGAAGGACUGAGGGUGUGACUCCCCCCUUUCCUCUCCACUUUGCCAACUUCAUUCAGAACUUAAGUCCUAAGGCUUCUCACCCAUGAGGCCACAGAAGCGGUCAAAGGUCCUAGGAAUCCGAGUCUGGGGGUUUACUUCAAUCAGUACAUUCUUCUGUGUGUGUAUAUAAACCUGUAGCAAGCCAGCGCGGUUCAGGGGGCUGUCCAUCAGCAUCAGUAAGCUCUGAGAAAGGGAGACAGCAAGGCACAGUGAAGCCUAGAAAACCGCUUUUGCUGCCUCUGUAGACAGCAGAGGGUCAUCAGCUCUCCCCAGUUACCUGGUGGGCGAUGUCUGGUCUGACUUCCCCUGGGUCCCGUCCAUUCUUCAACAACAUGGACUUGUGCUUGUCACAGUUGA
Molecule: messenger RNA, 3505 nt
Organism: Onychomys torridus (southern grasshopper mouse)
Lineage: Eukaryota; Metazoa; Chordata; Mammalia; Rodentia; Cricetidae
Gene: Lpcat3
Product: lysophosphatidylcholine acyltransferase 3
Exons: 13
Coding region: 1-1389 (462 amino acids)
Biological process (GO): phosphatidylcholine biosynthetic process; lipid modification
Cellular component (GO): membrane
Molecular function (GO): lysophospholipid acyltransferase activity; 1-acylglycerophosphocholine O-acyltransferase activity
Source: RefSeq, a predicted model, not a curated record